AUGUAUCCGCAACUAUCGCCUACUCGUCAAUUUAUAUAUCAACCAAUAAUCAAUUCCAAUCUUACACAUGCAAUUCUAUGCAACCAAAGCUCUGGCCAUCAGCUCCAUAUUGGACUUCCGCCUGCUACUCCCAAACACCAUACAUACAAAGAUAAGCAACCAACAUCGUCACCACAUUUAAAAGGUACUCACAAGAUAAAAAAUACAACGAAACCAGUAAAAAAUCCGGAGGCUCUACCCAAUAAUGCUGGCCUACCUCCUAAACCACGGACCUUUUCAAGACGUCAAGGACGAUUACGUCGGACCUCAAGCGUCGAAAAUAAUGCUCCACAAAAUCUCAUACCGUUGCCGAGCUCGUUAUCUGCCGGUAAUGUGCAUGAUCGUAUGCAAAGCGAACGGAGAUCUCAUACAAUGGCGCCAUUCGCUCGCAUAACAGGUCCUAGUAGUAGUCCAAGAGCGAAAUUAUUUGCCAGUGCUACCGCACCUAUGGAUGUUCAUGUUCCACAAAGCAGCGCUGUGACAACGCAAGGUACAAUCUCAACCAGGACGUCGAUUUGCUCGAGAAGAUCAGACGCUGAUAUGACUGAUGAUGAUGCCACUGUAAUCGUUAGGGUUCGAUAUGAUCCUGACAUAGCUCCUCCACCUUCUGAAGAGGCAGUGCGAGAAGCAGUCAACAACCAAUUAAUGCAAAGAACAGGUCCAAAUAAGAAAAAAGAUCCCAUUAUCGUCGAUUUUAUGAGACAAAAUAUUCAACCGAAUAUACCUGUGCGACCACCACAGCCAAUUUUUAAUCGGUCGGUUCAACCCUUUCAACAACGUCCUUCUCUUCGAAUACCAAUUGCUCCUCAACAGUUGCGACUACAAAGAAAUCCCUUUCCUCUGCCAAGGCCUACUCGACCACCUCCUCUCAUGCCUUCUGGACUUCCAAUCCAACAUUUACAGCAAAAUACAUACGUUCGCCCAGUUCAACCUGUACCGCUUAUAAGGCAGCAAACAUUUCCGUUCCGGACACCUCUAAAUCGGCCUCGAGAUACUAUAAAUCCACCUCUACCAGUCUUAAGUCCGUUACGAUUAAUUCCACCUCAUCGAACAGGUGUUUUUCUCUAG
This is a messenger RNA of Adineta ricciae, 1107 nucleotides long. The record is from the annotation of a GenBank genome assembly. NCBI's taxonomy places the organism in Eukaryota, Metazoa, Rotifera, Eurotatoria, Adinetida, Adinetidae.